AAAAAAAAAAAAAAAAAAAGGGAGCAGACUCCAUCUAUUAAAGAUGGAAUGAAGUUUGUAAUCAGGGACCUUAAAAGAAGUUUUUAAUAUAGCAUGUACACAAUAUAACAUAUACACUUUGUAUAAUUCUAAGCACAUAAAUUUAUACAUUUAAUUCUCAAAACCACCCUAUGUACUAAUAAUAAUAUUCCCAUUUUACAGGUGAAAAAACUGAGGCACUGAAAGAUUGAGUUUUCACAGGUAGGAAGUAGCAGAGUUAGGACUUGAAUGAGGCAGUUUUGAUGCUAGAAUCCAUGUCCUUAACCACAAUGCCUGAAGCAUAAUUCUGACCUUGGCAAUCAAGACAAAAGGUGAUCACCCAGGUUUCACUGUAUGAAGAAUGAGUUGUCUUGUGGAGACAGUUUUUGACCCUAAAUUCAGGGAGAAGGCUGUUAGGCGUGUGGGGGAUGGGAGUUCUUUGUUCUGUGAUGCAGUGAUGACAUCGAGAUAAACUGCCACUAGGCCAAGAAAAAUGGACUGGCUGCUAGAGGGUCUGCUUGGGACUGAAGGGGACAAGGGGCUUCUCUGGGGCCAGCUGACCCAUGCCCUCGCCUGCAGACACUGUGGCAGCAGCUGCCUCCAGAGCACAGGGAAUAUAAUGAUACUAUUCCUAUUCAUGGUUUGGCAGAUCCGGAGGUGGAGGCAGCUUGGGAGCUGGCGACAUCUUCAGCCCUGGUACUCUGGGGACAUGAUGCAAGUCAAGGGCCUACCACUUCUGUACCAUGUGGCUUUCCUUGGUCAUCUAUGGAGGCAGAAGUCAGAGGAGGAAGAAGAAAAGGAAGAAGAGGAAGAGGCGGUGGUAUCUCUGGAUCCACUGAAGCCAUGUUCUCUUCCCAAAGAAGUUCCUAUUAGAGAGCAAGCCACCACAGGCCCAUCCCAACCAUCCUGUGAUUCUGAGAACUUCCACAAGGCCAUAGGGACCCCAGAGCUAGUACUCAUGCAGACCCCAAGCCCUUCCAGGUCAUUCCCCACCUUUCAGAUUCUGACCAACCUGCCUGUGAGGGACAAGACAGCAUCAGAGGGGAGUCUACAGAAGAAAAAAAGCCAGCUCUUCUGGGGACUCCCUUCUCUGCACAGUGAGUCCUUGGAGGCCACCAGCCUGAGCUCAGGUGGUCCCUCUCCCCUGAAGUUACCUGUUGGUCCUUCUGUCUGCUUCAACAAGCUUUCCUUCCUCCAUAGGUCCAACCUGCUAUUUACCCAGUAUUGCUCCCCAACCCAGUUUCCUACACAUAAAGUCCAUACUACAAAAGAUCUGAAAGAGAUGGUCCCUGAUCCUCAGCAUCGUUCCCCUCCGUCUUCCCCUUCUGUCCCAUCACUACCCCUCCAUCUGAAACCCUUUCCCAUAGACCACAAAGGAGUCCAUUCUGGUGUUCAGGCACAUACACAGUGGCUUCUGUGGCAGAGAGUGGCCUCUCGGGUCUCUGAGGAUCAAGACCUGCACCCACAACCUGAGUGUCAAAGAACCAGACCCUCCAAGUUUUUCCCCUCAUCUGAGGUCUGGGAUCUUGGCCUCCCACAACACAUUCCAGAUUCUCUCUCUGCUUCUCUGCUGUAUCCCUCUAACCUUCUGGGGGUCCUGACUAGGUUUGAGGCCCCAUGGAGGACCCUGGUGCAAAAUGAGGACCCCAAAGCCUCUGAGCCAGCAAUGCUAGUUUCCAGCCCAACCCCAGCCUCUCUACCAGAACUCCAGGGAGUCAGCCCUAUAGGAAGCCUGUAUGGAUCUGAGGACCUCUGGGAAACCACAAAGCAAAGAGAGGAUCCUCAGAUCUCUGAGACCCCAAUCCUGCUCUCUUGCCAAUCUGUAGCUCCCAUAACAGAGCCUCAAGGAACUAGACCCCUGGGAAUUCCACCUGGAUGUGAAACUCAGUGGAGAACCACAGGACAUAAAGAGAGCCCUCAAGCCUCUAAGCCCCCAGUGCUAACCCCUUACCAACCCCCAGAUUCUCUGUCAGAACUCCAGCAAGUCAGCUCUGAAGGAGGGCCUACUACACCUAAGGACUUCUGGGGAACCACGGAGCACAGAGAGAAGCCUCAGGCCUCUGGGUCUUCAAUGCCAGCCCCCUGCCCUCCCUCAGCCCCCCUGCAAGAACUCCAGAAAGGCAGUCCCCUGGGAGAUUCAUCUGCAUACAAGCCUCACUGGGAAUGCAGAGAAAAUUCAGAAAACCCACAGACCUUUGAGCCCCCAGCCUUGGACCCCAACCCAGGGUUCUAUGGAACUAGCGCUGCAUGUGUUCCAUCAGGAUCUGAGACUCUAUGGAAAGGCAUGCAAAAGAGAGAACAUCUUUGGGUCUCUGCAGACUCAGUUUCAUCUCCCAGUCUUCCCUCAGCCUAUCUACUGGAGUCUCUAAGAAUAGACCCCCAGGGAGUCCUGUCUAAGUCCAAGCCUUUGUGGGAGACCAUGGGGCAGAUAGAGAACCUCUGGACCUCUGAGUCUACAGCCCCUUCAUGGGGGGACAUGAAGAAGAAAGAAAUCUGUUGUGCUCCUCCUGUGUUCCCAUUCUGGGACUCCAGCUCACAUCCAAACUCUAUGGCAAAGUCUCACUUAAGUGAACCUAUAGGAGACCAAGACAACUGUAAGCCUGAGGGGGAAGCAGUGGAACAAAGAGAGAACAGCUGGGCCACUGAGCAACAAGCCCCACCUCCCAAGACAUUGUCUAUUCCUCUACCCGAUCCACACAUUGACCCUGAGUUUGUGUGGAGGAAUAUGCAGCAAAGAGACAUCCCCCAGGGCCCCAGCCCUCCAGCAGUGGAUCCCGUGCAGCCAAUACCCUGGCAUCCAACCAUAGCUGAAGCUCUGAAUACUGAGCCCAACCAGCCUGACCUACCCAAGCAAGAGCUGUUCCCAGGAGCUAAGGCAGAGAUCCCACCCUCCCAGGGAGAGGGUGUCCCAGAGGUGUCCACACACAUUGGGAUCCAGGCCUGGCACUGGAAUAGAGAAUUAGAACUCAGGCUGAAGAAACUACAGCUGAGCCCUGCUUCCAGAUCCCCUGGCCCAAGUCAAUCAUUUGGCAGCUUCCCUGGCCUGAGUUCCACAACUACAGGCACUUGGAGACUCUCUUCCUGCCCUUCACAGCAGACUUAUCCCCUCAAUCUGUGCCCCCACUCUUCAAGCUCUUAUCCUCCACAAGUCGAGUGCCCAGUAACUCUGCCUGUCCAGGUCUCCCACUGUUACCACUCCCACUCCCCUUCCCAUCCUCAACCACAAGGGUCCGGUAGGGCAGAACAAAGGUUUCAGAGAAAGGAAAGAAUGAAGGCAAAGAUGGUGGCUCAGGUGGCCCAGGGCUCACCUCAAGGACCAUGUGUUCACAUGGAGGAUGACGAGAACUGCUCAGGCUUGAGAGAUCCCUUAAUCCCUGAGGUUUCGGUCUCAGGUAACAGACAGGACAAGGCUUCAGUCCUAUCUUCAGCCAAAAAGAACCCCAGGAAACCCAAAGUAGACCAGAGAGGAGGGGAUGCAAGACUGGGGUCAUCCACAGUUACAAGAAAGAGCUACCCAGCCCAGGCCAGAAGACUAGUGGAAGCCCCUGUAAGCCCACUUUUCCAAAGAUCUCAGCACAGGAACCAGAGCUCUCUACACACUGCUCUCCCCCAGCAGCUUCACUCCAAGGCUACAGGUCCCCAAGAUAAGCGAGAAGCAGGGCUGAGAGCUGGUGAUAUUUUGAUCCCUCGGCACUGUAAGCACUGCCCUUGGGCCCACAUGGAGAACUAUCUCUCUCCCCCCACACCUAAGGCUCCCCUUACCAGGGGUCUCCAAAGGGUGUUAGCCAAGUUACUGGGCACCCAUGGACCACUGCCCACCAAAUCGUCAGCAUAAGGAAAAAGCUGGUAGUUCUGGCACCUGAGGGCUGGGGAGACAAGCAGAGGAAAUCCUAAUAAACUAGCUGAAUUAGACAAAUCCCACUCAUGAUUUCUUUGGAGUCCGGGGUACUGGGUCUGUUCCCUAUUAACUUCUGCAGCAGCUAUAUUCCUUCACAAGGAUUCUGCAGCUUAACUUUCUUUUCAAGCCCUUCACAGAUGAUCAAUCUGGGGGGUCCACACAUCCCUACUCUACAGGGUGAGGCUGAAAAGCUAGGGGAGCACAGUCUAGUGCUGCCCUUGAGAAAAACUUCAUAGCAAGUGAACAGAAGAAAAAUACAUCUAUUCACAUGAGCACAAUUGGUCUGGGUCUAAGCAAACCCAGGGUAUGCCUGGGUAUGAUCCCCUUCUUUACACACUUAACCCACAAGUUCUCCACGUGUCUUGCUGACCAUUUCUUCUCAGCCCUCUGCUCUUUUUUUUCCCUGGGUCAGCUCAAUAACCACUCAUUCUCAAGGCUACCAAAGCAAGUGCCUCUCAUGUUUAGUGGCCAUUUGGGUUUCUUCUAGAAUUGCCUGUACAUAUUCUUUACCCAUUUUUCUCCUGCACUAUUUGUUGGAUAUUGUAUUAGUUUUCUACUGCUGCCAUAACAAAUUACCACAAGACGACACAAAUUUACUUUGUUAGAAAAACAAAAUCAAGAGAUUGACAGGGUUGCAUUCUUUUCUGUAAGCACAAGGUAGGAUUCAUUCCUUCUUUCUUGGCUUCUAGAGGGUGCCCACAUUCCUUGGCCCUCUUUCUCCAUCUUCAAAGCUAGCAAAGGCAAGUUCUCACAUCACUCUGCUCUCUAUUGCUUCCCUUUUCCACUUUUAAGGACACUUAUAAAUACAGUGGGCCCACCUGGAUAACCCAAAAUACUAUUCCUAUCAAGUCAGUUGGUUAGCAACCUUAAUUCCAUUUACAGCCUUAAAUUCCCUUUUCCACAUAAAAUCACACACAGGCUCCAUGCAUUAGGACAUGAACAUCUUAGGGGAGCCAUUAUCCUGCCUACCACAGAUGUUGACCUAUUAUGCAUGUCGGAGGUAUUUUCUCCUGUGGCUUAUUUUCUAAUUUUGUUUAAGGUGAUUUUUACUGUACCAAAGUUUAAAAUUUUUAUAUAAUCAAAUCUACCAACACUUUCCUUCAGUGGCUUCUAAAACAUUCUUUUCUGACACUUUCAAUUUUAUAUAUUGUUUAGAUUAUUAACCUAAUUUUUGUGUAUGGUAGGUAAAAAUCUAACUCUACCAUAAAAUAGAUGUCCAAUUUUACCAGUACCAUUAA
Molecule: messenger RNA, 5154 nt
Organism: Miniopterus natalensis
Lineage: Eukaryota; Metazoa; Chordata; Mammalia; Chiroptera; Miniopteridae
Source: RefSeq, a predicted model, not a curated record